CUCGUGGAGGGGUCACAACAAAAUUGCGAGAGAGUGCAGCAAACAAGCGGCACAUUCGCUCAAAAAUUGUGAAGCGCACAGCUGAAAAAAAAACAUCCCAAGUGCAUCCAUCCGAGCGACCAAUUUUCGCGGUCAGGAAGCAGUUAGUCGUGGAGAUAAAAAGCAAACAAAACUUUCAGCAGAGUUCAGUGCAGUUGAAAGAAAUGAGACAACGCACAGCCAGCAUGAGGCUCCUUUCAACGGUGGUGCUACUUUUUCUCUUGGCCGCGCUCGUCAGGGCACAGUCACCGAGCGAGAUGCUCGACAACAUGGCCAAGUCGGAGAAAGCUUGCAGGGAGAAAAACAACCUUAGUUCAGGUACCUUGCCAGAACUUAAAAUGACGUCCUCAAAAAGUCUUAAGUGCUAUGUGAAAUGCCAGUACACUUCAAAUUUAAACUGCUCAAUCACAGACAGUGACACUUUCACGGAAAAAACAAUGCAAACUUUUCUGAAAAUGAACCCAAAAGCUACCAAAGCGACGAUCGAUCGUCACAGAAAGAUUUUGACCACAUGCACUCCACGAGGCGGUUCUGAUGAUUGUGACGCGUACGCUCAGUUUUCUAUUUGCACCAGCAAUGAAUACCAAAAGGUUUAUUCAUCCCAAAAUCAACAAGGGCAGCGACAAACGGUUCAACAACCAAGAAACAGAAACUAGUUAGGAGCUUUUGAGUGAUUUUGUUAACAUUUCGUGUGUUGGUGGAUGGAUUUGAAUAAAGAAAAGGUGCCCCAAAACAUA
Molecule: messenger RNA, 776 nt
Organism: Neocloeon triangulifer
Lineage: Eukaryota; Metazoa; Arthropoda; Insecta; Ephemeroptera; Baetidae
Exons: 6
Coding region: 204-695 (163 amino acids)
Molecular function (GO): odorant binding
Source: RefSeq, a predicted model, not a curated record